AUGGGGACUCUGGGCAUCUUCCUCCACCAGCGGAACCUCUGGAAGUGUGACAAUGGCCUUCAGCAGAUGCACAGACGCAGCAGCAGCAGCCUGAGUGUCAAUGCUCAUUCUAAGAUGAAGUUAUGGAAGUGUGCCACCAUCGCCUUGACUCUUUGUGGUACAGCACUGUCCUUCUUCCUCACUAGAAUCACGGUUCCCACGCCGCCGCAUCACUUCCCCUCCUGGGACUCGUCUUCGCCGCGGACAUCAGACUCCGCCUCCGCCUCCACCUCCUCCUCCAACUCUUCUUCCUCCCUGAUCGGACCUCAUCGCAAAGCACGGUCGACAGACGGCAUCAGCAACAUUUUGACAGAAUUCAUGCACAUGUUCCAGAGCUUUACAGAGGGUGAGCUGAAGAAGGUGAUCGGGACUCUGGUGGAGAAGAAGGCACAGCAGGAGGCCAGGCAGGAGGCUAGGCAGAGCAAAAGGACUAAACGGGCUAAGAAAGCAUCAAAGCCAUGUUCCCUGCGGGAGGUGGAAGUGACUGUCAGUGAGCUGGGUCUGGGCUACUACAGCGACGAAACGCUGCUCUUCAGGUACUGUAGCGGGAACUGUAAUGCUAGCCGCCGCAACUACGACCUCAUACUGGAAAAAUGGAUGAGGAAAGGCAUCUCAAAGAGGGAGAGGAGCCCCUGUUGCCGGCCCAAGGAGUACGAUGACAUUUCCUUCUUGGACAACAGUAACAGAUACCAGACGCUCCACGAGUUUUCUGCUCUAGCGUGCGGUUGUGUAUAA
This is a messenger RNA of Salvelinus namaycush (lake trout), 774 nucleotides long. Its product is annotated as neurturin-like. The record is from RefSeq and is a predicted model, not a curated record. The transcript has 3 exons. Lineage: Eukaryota; Metazoa; Chordata; Actinopteri; Salmoniformes; Salmonidae. Gene Ontology annotation, molecular function: glial cell-derived neurotrophic factor receptor binding; receptor tyrosine kinase binding; growth factor activity. Bases 1 to 774 code for a protein of 257 amino acids.